Leptomonas pyrrhocoris is the source of this 5473-nucleotide messenger RNA. RefSeq lists its product as hypothetical. The transcript has a single exon. The record is from RefSeq and is a predicted model, not a curated record. Lineage: Eukaryota; Euglenozoa; Kinetoplastea; Trypanosomatida; Trypanosomatidae. Bases 14 to 5473 code for a protein of 1819 amino acids. Gene Ontology annotation, molecular function: calmodulin binding.
GGUGUGGUUCAUCAUGCAAUCCGUUUCUCGUACUGGCAACAGUGCCGUCACGCACUGGAAGGUGCCACCGCCCACGUCGAUCUCGCCCAACAACACCACGGAGGCCAUCCUCUCGAACCUUUCCUUCCUGCAGCGCAUGGUGGACGUCUUCGAGGAGCAAGGCAACUACGCGGAGUGCGUGCGCAGCGCAGAGUCAGCGCUGCUGCUACGACAGGCGAACGCCGCAACGGUGGUCGCCGCCCUUACUGCGCGUCAGCAGCAGCAGAGCCAAAAGAAAGUGAACGCCGCUGCUGCCGCCGCGUUGUUGAACGCUCGCGGUGCGGCGACCGCGGCAGCCGCACCACGUAGCUCCCACGAUAACGUCGCGUUGGUAGCGCUCACCGAUAGCGGCGAUGUGCUGCUGCCCCUCGAGAUAAGUCGUCAGGCGCAGGACGUCGUACAGCGCUGUAAUGGUUACGCUGUGGAGGCGCUGCAGCACGACCAGCUCGACAGCGCUGCGUUCUUCUUAAACCGCGCAAUGUUCCUCACCGACGGCGAUGACGACGACAUCCGCGACCUCCGCCGCGGUCUGCCGAAGGGCGAGAGCUGGGACCCGGCACCGGGCAGCUCCGAUCAGUGGUGGUGGCGUCGCGUGCUACAGCCGCAGCAGCAGCAACCGGCGUCAUCCAUGCACGCGUCUACAUCACACAAGAAGAGCGAUGUGGAGGACGCGUUGGAUCUCGCACAUGAGGACGUCAACACUGGCGCGUCGAGCGAGGCAGCUGCCGCCACGGCAACGGCGCUGCGUGCGUGCUUUAGCGACACGCCACAUGAUCAGCAACUUCGCUUAACGCUUCGCGCCUCCACGUUGAACCACCUCGGCUGCCUCGAGCAGCGUCGCGGCCGCCUCGGCGCCGCCGUCAUCUUCUUCCGUAUGGCGAUCCGCACGGCGACGCAGUGGGAGGCCAACGCAGCGGGCAGCGCGUCCAGCGACGAAGAGGUCGCCGUGGCCAAGGCGAGCGUCGCCUCUACUUACCUCAACCUUUGUACCGUGUUGAAUGCGACGGGCCGCCACGCCGAGGCCGUGCAGGCGUGUGAGCGGGUGGUGUCGCUGCUCCAGCAAACGAUGCGGGAGACGGUCGUCACGGCCUCCACCACCACCGCUGCUGCGGCGGUUGCGACGACUGCAUCGACCUCGCGAAAACAAAAGGCGGACGACGGAGUUCUCGAGCCGACCUCGACGCAGGACUUAGAACAGGCGCGCGUCGCCACGAUGCUGGUGGUAGCGUACUACAAUCUUGGAGUGUCCCUCGAGCGGCAAGGUGCUGCCGAUCGCGGAAACGAAAGCCACGACAACGACGACGACGGCCCUCAGCGCGCCUUCCAGCAGGCGGUGCAGGUGAGCCAAGCGUACCACCUUGUCCCAGCGUCCUGUCGCAGCAUCGAAGCGGUGAUGCAGACGCUUGGCCAGCCGCAGCAACGUAAAACCGCAGACGACGGUCGCUCCAGGCAGCAAAACCCAGAAAAAGUGGCGGCGGCGGCAGCAACAGUAGCACAGUCGUCGCGUCCUCCCUCUCAAAACCUCUCGACACACCCAUCCGCCCAUCCCUUGCCGCGUAUCGGGGCGCCUCUCGCCACCACGACGACCACAAGCGCUACCCGACGCCUCCCGCGGCAGCCCGCCUCAACUCUUCCGCCCUCUCCGCCGCCGCCGCCACAGUCGCGCCGUGCUGCAUCGCCUACCCGACCGGCCAGCGGCCCCGUGACGUCCUGCACGAGUAAUCCUAGCAGCACACCGUUGUCUAUCCUUCGUCCGCCCAGCACCGACACACACGUGAGUAGCAGCAACGCGCGGCCCGGUAUCAACGGCAGCACGUACCCGGCACCAACGAAGCAAAGUCCUCCACUGCCACCACCACCCCAGCAGCAGCAGCAGCAGCCACCGACCUCGUUCUUCACCACGAGUAACGCGUGGAACUCACCUUUCGCCGCAGCCCCACCGACGCCUCACUUCCCCGCUGUUCUCGCCCCUCUCAUACCACCUGGUGGUGGAGGGGGAGCCGCAUCCGCACGCACCGCACUGUCGACGCUGCCACCGGCGCCGCCGUCUGCCACCUUCGCGCAGCCCGGCGCGGCCGGUACGAAUUUCGCCGCGACAGCCCCUCCAGCGUUUACCCGGCCCUCCCCACCGCCGCCCCUUCCGCGAUCUGACUUGGCGAGCGCCGGAAGCGGGCGGCGAGCAGCGGAACGGUCCAUCGCGGCUGCAGCCACGAUGGGCGCGUCCAGCUCGUCGGCGAAUCCCUUUGGUCGCCGCGUCUUUGGUAGCAGCAGCAUGUCGGUGUCGGCGGGUAGAGCAUCCUCGCCCACUCCAGGAGGCGCCAUGGAGUCCUCCGCGCGGUCGCAGAGAGGUGGUGGGGUGCUGAGUGCUUCCGCACGUGGGCCACGCAACCGCCUCGCAGCCGCCACCAGCGCCGCCGCGGCAUCCUUGAAUGAGGUGGAACGCUCAAAGCGGCAGAAGAUCAUCGACCGCCGUCUACAGCGUGAGGCCGCCGCUGCAGACGCCGCGCUCGCUGAGAAGAUGUAUCAGCAGCUCGUCAGCGAGAAGGAAAAGACGGAGGUGGAGCGGUGCCGCCGGGCCGCUGUGCAGAUCCAGCGUAUUUGGCGAGGGGUGCUGGCGCGCACGUGGGUCGCGACGCUGAUCCGCGCGGCGGUGUGUCUGCAGGGUGCUGUUCGCCACUUCCUGGUGAAGGCGCGGGCGGAGCAUGCACGGGUGGCGGCGGAGCAGCUGCGUAUUCGCGCCGAGGAGUCCGCGCGGCAGGAGGCCGCCUCCCGUGUCUUGCAGGCCCGCGUCCGACAGUUUCUGCGCCGUCUGCAGAUCCGCCGGGAGUACCGCGCGAGCCACGCACGGCUCUUCUACGCAGCGCGCACCAUCCAGCGCGGCUACCGGGUCUUCUGUGCGCAGCGGGCGGCACAGCUCGCCGCGCAGGCCGAGGCGCACCGCCGCGAAGACGAGCAGCGCCGCUUCCGCGAAAAGGUCGCGGCCCGUCGCAUCCAACACGCCUACUCGAACUACAAAGCAAAGCGAGCGGAGCUGGACGCCUACCAGGUGCAGCAGCGCCGUGUCCGGUCCGUUGUGCGCAUUCAGGCGGUCGUGCGCGGUUACAUGACCCGGGCGUGGUACGCGUACUACCGUGUGUAUCGCCGCGAGCAGGAGGUGCGCUCUGCCGCGAUGCAGGCGAAGCUGGUCGUGAUCCAGAGCGCGUGCCGGUCGAUCUGCUCCGCUUAUUACGGCCAGCAGCGGGCGCUGCGGGCGCUUCUCCACAUGCGCGCCGUCCAGCGGGACAACGCGGCGACGAAGAUGCAGUGCAUGUGGCGCUGCCACGUCGCGGUGAUCCGGCGGGCGCGAUUGCAGGCAGAGCACGACCGCGACGUCCGUCACGCCACGCGCAUUCAGCAAUGGUACCGCAUGUGCACGCAGCGUCGCGCCUUCCUGGUGUGGCGGGCGGAGCAGCGGCGGGUGCGGGCCGCGACACGGCUGCAGCGGUGGGUACGCGGGUGCUGGCAGGUCGCGAAGGCACGCGAGUUCGCCGCCUACCACGCCGAGUUGCUGCGCCAGCAGCAGCUGCAGCGACUGCAGGCCCGUGCCAUCACCGUCAUGCAGGCGUGUGCGCACGCGUGUCUGAGCAGCCAACUGGUAGAGAGCGUGCGGAACACCUACGAGCGCGACGACGCGAUUGGGCGCCGCUGGCAGCGCGUCGGUCGCGGCUUUGCGGCGCGUCGUGAGAUGGCGUUGGAGCGGCGUGCGGCCUACGAGGUGGCGCUGAAGGAGCGGGAGACGGCGCGGCGGACGGCGGCAGUGCGGGUGUUGCAGCGGACGUGGCGCGGUGCCGCGGCGAAGGAAAAGGUCGCGACGAUGCGGCGCGAGGCGGCGGCGGCGAGUGUGGUGGCACGGGCGUAUCGGGUGUACCGUGCGCGGGCGCUGCUGGCGGAGCGGCGUGCGUCACACGAGCAACAGCGCGCAGACGCCGCGGCGCGGCGCAUUCAGCAGGCGGUGCGCGGAUUCCUCUACGGUCGCCGAGCCAAGGAGAUGGACUCGUACUACCGCGCAGAGCAUCUCAAGAAGAUGCGCCGCCUGCGUCGCGCCGAGGCGGCCGUGAUGAUCCAGUCACAGUGGCGCGGGUACGUGACGCGGAGGGCGGUGCAGGAGGACCGGGCAAUCUGGCAGGCGCUCUCGGCGGCCGCCACGGCGAUUCAGCGCGCGUGGAAGUCGCGCAUCGCACGCCAGCAGCUCCACAAGUUGCUGGCGGAGCGCAUCAUCGAGCGCAACCAGGACAGCCGUGCCGCCUUGACGCUGCAGUGCUUCUGGCGCAAGGAGCUCGCCGCUCGUCGUGUGGCGCACGUGCGACAGGAGACGCGACGACGGCUGGCGGCUGUUUCGGUGCUGCAGUCCUGGUGGCGUAUGCAGAUGGCCCAGCACGAGUUUGCCCGGGUGCGCAGGCGGCGUCGCGAGGAGGCGGCACUGGAAGUCUACUACGCCAUCCAGUGGGAGAAGCACGCCACCCUCGUCAACGCGAUUUUGCGCCAGCGCUACUCGCAGGAGGUGGCGCUGCACCAGCACCGGCACUACCUCAUCAGUCAGCUGAGCGAGGAGAAGCGUCGUCGCUUUCUCUCCCGGCACGAGGCGGCGACGAAGAUACAGGCACUCUUUCGCGGUCACUACGAGCGCUACUACGUGCGGGGGCUGCGUGCGCAGGUCCGCGAAGAGCAACGCCGUGCGGCGGAGUUGCUCGCCCGCCAGCAGCGUGCGGCCACGACAAUUCAAUGCGCCUACCGCUCUGCCCAGGCCCGCCAUGCGCUGGCGGAGCUGAAGCAAGCCGAGUUCGACCGCGUGCAGGCGAGCCACACCGAUUACCUUGAAAGCGCCGACCCGAGCGAGGUGGUGCGGGAGCUUUUCUGGCUCAACUCCACCUAUCAGCAACGCGAGGCGGCGCUGCAACGGAAGAAGGAGGCGGCGAAGCGUCGCGAUGCGGCGGCGCGCAUUCAGCGCUCGUACCGCCGUCAUCGUGCCCGUCGCGUGGUGGCCACGGCGCUCGACUUCCACCAGCAAGAGCGCGCGGCCCGGCUGCUGCAGGAUUACUGGCGUCACCACCGCGAUAUACGUCGCAUCAAGGAGCACCAGCGGCGGCAGGCGGCGGCGACGCUGCUGCAGAGCCACAUACGCGGGUGGAUGGUGCGACGCAGCUGGCCGCUCUACCGCUCCGCGAUUGAGGCGGAGCGGCAGGAGCGGGUGUUGGUGCAAGACGUGCUGGACCGCGCCGCGAUUGUGCUGCAGUGUUUCUGGCGCCGUGUCGAGGCGCAGCGCACGGCGGCGCGGCGGCGGUCGCAGCGGCAGGCGGAGCACGACACGCGUGCGCGGCAGGAGGCGGCGACGGUGAUCCAGGAAGCCUUCCGCCGCUAUCAGCGUCGAAAGAAGAUUGUUCUCCUUGUAAUUUGA